Oryzias melastigma (Indian medaka) is the source of this 4441-nucleotide messenger RNA. RefSeq names its product wingless-type MMTV integration site family, member 5a (gene wnt5a). Gene Ontology annotation, molecular function: cytokine activity; frizzled binding. Gene Ontology annotation, biological process: canonical Wnt signaling pathway; neuron differentiation; cell fate commitment. The transcript has 5 exons. NCBI's taxonomy places the organism in Eukaryota, Metazoa, Chordata, Actinopteri, Beloniformes, Adrianichthyidae. The record is from RefSeq and is a predicted model, not a curated record. Gene Ontology annotation, cellular component: extracellular region. Bases 600 to 1739 code for a protein of 379 amino acids.
AUUUCUUUUGCAGCAUGGAAGUUAAAUUGACGAAUGGUUUGCGGCGUGGAUCACCGUGUGGAUCGUUCCACAGGUAAAAUGACCUGAACACAGAAACGGCUGGAUUUUAUUCUCUUGACGGGAUUUUACGCUUUUUUCUUGAUUCUUUAAACUUCCAUUUGGAACUGUUUGUUUGUUUGUUUUUUUUUUACCUGGAUAAAGGUGAUUUCAAUCAAAGAUUAAUGACCAAAAACAUUUUUAACCAGCGCCACUUUGGUUUGCCGUAGUUUUCUAAUUGCCACUUUACCAAUUACGCACUGAAAAGUUCAUUUUUUUAACCUUAAAUUUGAAACUCAAAUUCUAGCUGCUUUUCACCAGACUUCUAAGCUACUUUACGCACGCAGAGCCAUUAGAUUUUUUGGGGGGAAACGUCGUGCUCACCAGGACACCACAAACUUUAAUAUCCCAUCACCCACUUUGGACACUUCCCAAGACGGAAUUUACCUUAAAAAGGAAACCCCAAAUCCACCUGGGCUGCACUGGAAUUAUUGGUUAUCGUCUCCAGAGAGUGGAUUAUCCCCAACUUCUGAUUGGCCGUGUCUCCUGAUUUGUGGUAUAGCAUGAACCUGGCAAUGGGCUGUGUGUGUCGGCCAGUGAGCUGGCCCCCCGGCAGUAUAUUGGACUCCAGACACUGUGUCUUUGCUGUUACACUCGUCAUGCUCCUCAUGCAGGUGGUGGUGGUGGAAACCAACACUUGGUGGUCUUUGGCCAUGAACCCGUUGCUGAUCCCAGAGGCCUACAUCAUCGGGGCGCAGCCUCUCUGCAGCCAGCUGGUGGGGCUGUCACCCGGCCAGAAGAAGCUGUGCCAGCUCUACCAGGAUCACAUGCAGUACAUCGGUGAAGGUGCCAAAACGGGCAUCAGAGAGUGUCAGUACCAGUUCAGACAUCGGCGUUGGAACUGCAGCACGGUGGACAACUCCUCUGUUUUUGGACGGGUUAUGCAAAUAGGUAGUCGAGAAACCGCAUUUAUGUACGCCAUCAGCGCAGCAGGGGUGGUGAACGCGGUGAGCCGUGCCUGCAGAGAGGGGGAGCUCAACAGCUGUGGGUGCAGCCGUGCGGCCCGUCCGAAGGAUCUCCCCCGAGACUGGCUGUGGGGCGGCUGCGGAGACAACCUGGACUACGGCUGCAGGUUCUCCAAACAGUUUGUGGACGCACGCGAGCGUGAGAAGACCCCUUUGAAAGGCACAUACGAGAGCGCACGGAAGAUGAUGAAUCUCCACAACAACGAAGCAGGAAGGAGGGCGGUGUCGGAACUUGCCCAUGCGUCCUGCAAAUGCCACGGUGUGUCAGGAUCUUGCAGCCUAAAGACUUGCUGGCUGCAGCUGGCCGACUUCCGCAAGGUGGGCGAUUUGCUGAAGGAGAAGUACGAUAGUGCUGCAGCCAUGAAACUCAACUCCCGUGGAAGGCUGGUGCAGAUGCACAGUAAGUUCAACGCGCCCACAGGUGACGAUCUGGUCUACAUUGACCCCAGUCCAGACUACUGCUUGAAGAACCAAAGCACGGGCUCCCUUGGCACAGUUGGGCGCCUUUGCAACAAGACCUCAGAGGGCAUGGAUGGGUGCGAGCUGAUGUGCUGCGGCAGGGGCUACGACCAAUUCAAGGCAGAGAUUGUGGAGCGCUGCCACUGCAAGUUCCACUGGUGCUGCUACGUCAAGUGCAAGCGCUGCUCCAAAACCGUAGACCAGUUCGUCUGCAAGUGAGAGGGAAUGCAGUGGGUGUUCACACAGUGUGAGAAUGGAAGAAAGAAACUAUAUAAAUUAUAUUUAUAGAGUUAAACAAUUAUGUCAUUGCAAAAAGACACUCUUUUUUAAAAAAAAAUAAUAAAUACUUAUGUCUUCAGAAACUGAGAGUAUUGUUGAAUAUUUAUUUUAAGAUAGUUAUGUUUUAUUCUGGCCCAGUUGUCACCAGGCAAGUUUUGUUUCCUUGUAUUUUUUGAGUGCCUAAAACUUUCUAAAAAAUCUUUUUCUUUUUCUUAAAAACCAUUGUCUUUUCAAAUGUCAAUAAUGAAUCAAACUGUGCUGCCAGUUUUCAAAAAAGCAUGAUGGUUUAUGUGGCAUUUUUUGGCUCAUGAUGCUCAAGUCGGACAGUGUGUCGGGACAGGAAUGCUUGUGGUGGGGUUGUCUCUGCAAUUCCAAACCCAGCCGUCACAUACUUGUCCUCUUUAACCACAACUACUGCAAAGGACACUGUUGGUUUGUGAGUCCUUGCUGGAUUGAGGUUUAAACAAGUGGGCAAUUUUUUUUCUUUUUUUUUUUUUAGGGGGGGAGGGGGUACUGGGCCAUUUACCAGAAGCUUUAAUACUCCCCAGGUGCUGCAACAAGGCCUCCAUCGUCAUGCACUUUGAUACAGAGUACAGUACGUCUGUUGAGCUGUUCUCCAUAUAUUCAUGUUAUAGUCUACAUUUUCUUCAUAUUAAUUCCAAGUAUCCACCUAACGUUAUUUUACAGUACUUAUGGUUUGAUUUUAUAUGGGCAGUGUUUUGGUUACAGUGGUUAAAUAUUCAAUGCUCUUUGUACAUAGUAUGUCUAUCCAGCCAAUCAGUAAAAUUGUGCUUAUUUUUCUUUUUAACCAGAUGUUCCUUUUUGAGCUUCGAGAAAGAAAACCAUUGUGUCCAUAGUGGAAAGGUUUUUUUUUUUUUUUUUAAGUCUGUGUCUUUGAGUUUUGUACUCACUAAUUUGGUUCUCCCUGAUGUGGCUCUUCACCUUUUUUUUUUUUUUUUUAAAAGGGAAAUGCACCUUAAGGUUCUGAAGAACAUGCUUCUCACUCAAGUUCAUCGUUACGGUUUCACGUGUUGCUUCUCACAUGAUCAGAUGUCCAUAAGCCUCUAGUACCACUCUGUUUAGUUCAUGAUUAUCUGAAAACUCUGUCACUUCAACUAUGUAUAUUUAUAAGCUUCUUUAUGAGUCUGACCUUUUGUUAAACAUAAUGUGUUGUAGCUAAUAUUUUGUUACUUUUUGAAAAUUGGCUCAGUGCGCUAUUGUUUCAAUAAAUAUCAAAUGUAAAACCAUCUGAAAUGUUUUUACCAAUGCUAAUUUUUCCAUGUUUGUUAAAGCCUUUUGUCACUUAACUUUUUAAUAUCUUAAAAAUCGUCUUCACCUCUGCCACUAAACUGCUGUAUGAUUCAAUUUUUUUUCAACGUUCUGUAAAAUUUCAUACUUUCUUUGUAGCGUCUUUCCACAAAAUGGCAGAAUUUGGUGCACAGCAGUUGUUGAAGGUAGAAUUUGACUCCAGAACUGCAGAAUUUGAGGAUGAUUGAAGUUGUAUUCAUGUGUUUUUACUGCAAAAUGUCUUUUACCCAGAUAAUAUAGAAAGGAACUGCAUUAAAAGACAUGCAUAUGCAUGCAUGCAUCACCAAACAUUGGCUAUGUGCUUCAAAGGAAAAGCAGAACAAUGAAUAAUUACUGAAAGGCUUAAAUUAGCAGCCAGUAGCAAAGCAAGCAACUGAGAGAAAAAAGGAAAAAAAAAAUUGAAAAAGAAAAGUGAAGGACUAACGUUACAAUGUAAACGCUUCUGAAAUUGACUAAUAUUUAGACUUGUAAGAUGAUAUACACUGUAGAAGCACAUUCCAGAUUUGACCCUGUCAGUUGACCCUGUGUGUGAGUGCAGCUGAACAGUUGUGCGUGUGUCCGGUUUGCACAAACUUUUCAACAUCAUGACAAGUGUUUACAUUUCUGAUUUUUGUCACACAGGCCAAAAAGACAAGUAAGAUACCAGGUUUCCAUGUAAAGUGGGGGAAUGAGGGAGCACAAAAGCUGUUUUUGAUGUUGUUUUGUUAAAGUACUAAGUAUCAAUUCAAGUGAAAUGAUUCCCAAAACUAAAAUUCUCAACAGCUUUGUUGUAUGAGAAGUAAGACUACAACUUUGUACCGUUCUGUGAACACUUGGGUCAAAUCCGUCUGGAGGAGACAUCUGAGGAGUGAAUGGCUUCAUAUUAGUUGUCUUUUAAAUUAUAUAAACACAAAUCCAGGUCAUGAUAUAGGUGGGGUGGAUGAUUGAACCUGCUUGUACAAAGCGGAUGCAGUACCUGACAGACAAGGGGAAAGACUAAUAUAUUUAAAUAUUCAAGCAAAACAGAAAUCUGGCCCUAAAAAUCAUUUCCCAACAUUCUUCCUUCUUGUAUACUUUUGACAGCUGAUGUGGGUAUUUUUUUAAUGCCGUGCCAAAAAUAAGUUUGGACUGGGCACACAACUAAAAGUGAUUGUGAAAGUGCCCACACUUCUUAGUAUUUCACACACACCAAAAAAAAAAAAAUAAUAGUGAGGAAUUACAACAAGAGAUAAACACAUCUGUAUACCCAUAAGUCAAAAACAGAGACUGUGAAAAGCAGCCUCAGACAAGGUGCUGUGCAAUGCAGACGUCAAUAAUCCUCUUUCAGAAUCUGUAGAAAAAGAAAAAAAAAAAAA